Pygocentrus nattereri (red-bellied piranha) is the source of this 13229-nucleotide messenger RNA. It is a transcript of the gene dync2h1, whose product is annotated as cytoplasmic dynein 2 heavy chain 1. Gene Ontology annotation, molecular function: ATP binding; dynein intermediate chain binding; ATP hydrolysis activity. Gene Ontology annotation, biological process: microtubule-based movement. Lineage: Eukaryota; Metazoa; Chordata; Actinopteri; Characiformes; Serrasalmidae. The coding region runs from base 124 to 13041 and encodes 4305 amino acids. Gene Ontology annotation, cellular component: dynein complex. The transcript has 92 exons. The record is from RefSeq and is a predicted model, not a curated record.
CCUGAGGUAAAAUGUUGCUUAUUUUAAGGCUCUUCGUUCUGAGGUCGAUAUAUAGAAAACACAUACCCUUUAUUGAUCAUCUGAUGUGAGAAAAUUGCAGAAGUGUUGCAGCAGAACAGUGAGAUGGACUCUGCUGUGAAGGACCCCCGUAAGCUCUUCCUCCUGACCACAGCGGGAAACUACUUCAGCCUGAAUCCGCCGUCCUCCCUGUCCGCCUGCACGGAGCUUAACAGCUUCCUAGACGAUGCCAACCAGUUUAUUCUGGCCGCCAGUAAAGAAGGAGGGGAGCUGCACUUCUCCGAUAAGGUGGACAGUGGUUGGGAUCAGGAGCGUCUGCUGGUGUUCUUUAAGCUGCGUCCAUGUGUGAUUACAGAGGAGAACGUGAGCAGAGCUGUGCUCGUCUCCUCCAUGCUGGAGUCUCCGGUCAGCACACUCUACCAAACACUCAGAUGGGUGUUCAACCCUGCACUAUUACAGGAUGAGAAAUGGAGCCAGGCGUUUGAUCCCAGGCUGCAGUCUCUGCUUAGUGAGCUGGAGGCGGGUCUGGGUUCUGUGCUUCGACACACAAACACUAAGGAUUCUGGAAAAAGGAGUCUUUCUGAGGAUGAUGUUCUAGGUAUUGUGACUCCGUGUGAUGAGUUCCAGUAUUGGGCGGAGGUGGGUCGUACGGCAGAGCGAAGCAGUGAGAGAGAGAGAGCAGCACACUUCUCUGAGCUGUUUAAACCCAUAGUAAAGGAUUACAGUAAUCUGGACAGUGUGAGUUUAGUGGAGGCUCUGGAUCUAGUGGAAAACACUCGAGACGUCCUGGAUGAUGUUUGGAAACAAGACGAACACAAACCCUACCCUGAGACUCGCAUGUGCAGACUCAUGGACGUCAUAGGUUCGUCUCUGGGCCGUUUCGUUCAGAAGAAGCUGUGUGUUCUGCAUCUGUGGGAGGAUCCGUAUCUGACUGUGAGAGAAAGUCUAAGAGAGGGCGUGGUUGUGUGCGAGCAAUGGGCGGCAGCCUGUGAGCACCUGACUGGACAGGUGUGGAAGCGUUAUUCACCGCACCUGUGGAAGGGGGAUAAGGUCCACCUACAGGGGCUUAACAGCCUCACACAGCGAUUGGAGGAGGUGUUACAGAUCCGGACAGUUCAGGAGAAGCUACAGCAUUUAUCAGCCAGGCAGCAACAGGUUUCUGCAUCCAGAGCGUUCGAGCCGUUCGCUGGACUCAAUCCUGUACUCUACAACCCUUACACUGAGCCUCUGUGGAGAGCCGCCGUGUCUCAGUUUGAGAGGGUGAUCUCUCCAGCUGAAGAGGAAGCAGCACGAAAGCUAAAGACGUACAUCAGAGAUGUACAGGACAGCCCUCAGCAGUGUCUGCAGGUGUUUCAGAAGCACAGAGAGAUCAUCAGACGGCCCACAGUGAGCAAAGCGCUCCAGUCAGAGAGGGAGGUUCUGCUGACACGACUGCACGACUACUGUAAAGGUUUGCGUGCUGAUUUUGAAAGCCGGUGUCACAGCGCUCCAGGAGAAAAGAGUGGACCUUUAGCCGGCCGGAACCUCCCUGAGGUCGUGAACAAUAUAGUGUGGGUCAGACAGCUGCUGAUGAAGGUGGAAAGCUCUGUGAAGAUGGCCGAGGCUCUGCUGUUGGAUCUGCCGGGGUUCAGUGCGUUUGUGCGUCUCUGUGCAGAUCUGCAGGAGCAGCUUAGGGCGUACGAGCAGGAGCAUUUCGAGGACUGGUCUCGGGAUCUGCUCUCAGGACUCGCUGAUCCCAAAUCUGGAAUCAGUUUGCAGGCAAGUAACCGCGUGAUGGAGCUGGAUCAUACGGAUGGAAAGCUGAAGAUCCAUUACUCUGAGAGGUUGGUGAGUUUGCUGCGGGAGGUAAGGCAGCUUUCAGCUCUGGGAUUCAGCAUCCCCAGCAAAAUCCACCAGGCCGCCGGCACCGCAGAGAAGUUCUACAGACAGGCUAUGAUCCUCAAACAGGUGGCUCAUUUCUACAACGUCAUCGACCAGCAGAUGAUACCGUCCCAGAGGCCGAUGCUGCUGAACUACGCUCUGGCCUUCGAGCAGGUCAUAAAGCAGAGUCCUCGUUACGAUGGGCGGGAUACGGGCGGGAAGCUGCAGAUAACGUGGGAAAAUGCCAAAGAGCUGGAGCUCUACAUCAAUCGGUUACAGAAUGCUGCCGAAAAGCUCUCCACAGAGAACAGGAAGCUCCGGAAGUGGCACACCAGUUUCACUGACAAGGUGGGGGCGUUAAUGAGUGUUGAUUUGUUGCGGCAGCAGCAGCGCUGGAAGGACGGCCUGCAGGAGCUCAGGACCGGCUUUGCCAUGCUCGAGUCACAGGGGAUCCGUGUGAGUGAUAUGCGAGCAUGGAGGCAGCACUGGAACCAUCAACUGUACAAAGCUCUGGAGUAUCAGUACCAGGUGGGCCUGGAGGCCCUUAACAAGAAUCUUCCAGAAAUACACAUAGACCUCGUCUUCAAGCAGGGCCGUCUGCAAUUCCGGCCGGCAUUUGAGGAGGUUCGGGCGAAAUAUUACCGAGAGAUGAAGCGUUUCAUCAGCAUCCCCAACCAGUUUAAAGGCGUGAGCGAGCUGGGGGAGGAAUCCAUCUUCAGCCGCAUGAUCGACCGCAACGCUGACAGCUUCCUCGCUGUCUACGGCAAGGCCGAGCAGCUCUUCAGCAGGCUGCUCAGCGUGCAGGACACGUUCAAGGAGUGGGUUGUGCUGGGACAGGUGGACAUGGAAGCUCUAGCGGAAAAGCACCUGCACAGCGCUCAGGACUGGGAGAGGAACUUCAAAGCCCUCAAAGCUAAAGGGAAAGAGUCGGAACGCCUGCCCAGUGUGGAGAAGGUGGACUGUAUCACAGUGAACUGUGAGCCAGUGAAGGCUGUGAUUGAUGACCUAAUCCAGAAACUCUUUGACGCUCUUCUGGGAACUCUGAGAAAAUCUAUCCAGAGUCACACUCAGGCCAUAGACUCAUUUGUUACCAGUGCAAUGGAGACGUUAUCUACACGACCAGAGAGUAUAGACGAGAUUGGAGAGGCCAACGGCAAACACAGCCAACUACAAGCCAAGAAACCUGAGGUUGUUCCUCAGUUCCAGCAGGCGGAGGAGAAGAACAGGCUGCUGCGCUCGGUGGCUGGAGGAGGUCUGGACUCCAUCAGCUCCCUCAGAGCCAAGUGGGACAAAUUUGAGCUCAUGAUGGAGAGCCACCAGCUCAUGAUCAAAGAACAGGUGGAGGUGAUGAAGGGGAGUGUGGCGUCCCGUGUGCAGGUGUAUCUGCAAGACCUGCAGAAGUUCCGCCUCCGCUGGGAUCAGCUCAAGCCCAGCCAUGAUGUCAUUGAGUCAGGUGACCCUGCCGCCCUGCAGCGCUGCCUGGACACUGUUCGGGAGAAGAAAGAGGAGUUUAACGAACUCGAGGAAACGCGCAUAAAACUCCUGGAUGACUGCAAGCACUUUGAUCUGCAGCCUCCAGAUGUUUCUUUGGCAUUCGACACCCUGAGGGACCUGCAGCAGUGUUCAGAGAUGUGGGCUCUUUACGAGGAGUUUCAGAGUGGACUGAACCACAUCGCCCAGCAGGACUGGAUCACGUUCAGGAGUAAGACUCAUGAGUUUGACGAGUUUCUGUUCGCAUGGCACGACCGUCUGAGGAAGCUGGAGGAGCACAGCACCAUGUCAGUUAUGCUGCAGAAGGAAGUGGACCAGUACAAGGCUGUGGUCCCUGUGCUGAAGUACGUUCGUGGUGAGCACCUUUCUCAGGAUCACUGGCUGGAUCUGUUCAGGAUCCUGGGGCUCCCCAGAGGAACCACGCUGGAGAGACUGACCUUCAGAGAUCUACUGCACGUCUCACACACCAUUGUGGAGAAAGCACUGGAGCUGAAGGACCUCAACAGCCGUGCUCAUGCAGAGGUGAGCAUCCGUGAGGCUCUGCGGGAGUUGGAGCUUUGGGGAGCCGGAGCUUGUUUUUCUCUUCUAGAAUACCGGGACAGUUCCGGAGCUCAGCUGAGCCUGAUCCGGGACUGGAGAGAGGUGUUCAGCCAGGUGGGGGAUAACCGCUGCCUGCUGCAGUCCUUGAAGGACUCGCCCUACUACCAGCGCUUCCAGGAUAAAAUCUCGCUGUGGGAGACUCGGCUGGCCGAUCUGGAUGACUUCCUGCACAGCCUCAAUGCCAUCCAGAGAAAGUGGAUCUAUCUGGAGCCCAUAUUUGGGCGCGGGGCGUUGCCAAGGGAACAGGCCCGCUUUCAGAGAGUGGAUCAGGACUUCAGGGCGAUAAUGUGUGACGUGCAGAGAGACAGCAGAGUGACAUCUCUGACGGUUCGAGCAGGAAUGAGGAACACUCUGGUCACUCUGCAGGACCAGCUGCAGCGCUGCCAGAAAUCACUCAACGACUUCCUUGAGGAGAAGCGUUCUGCGUUUCCUCGUUUCUACUUCAUCGGCGAUGAUGACCUGCUGGAGAUUCUGGGCCAAGCCACCAACCCCACGGUCAUCCAGACGCACCUGAAGAAGCUGUUCGCAGGCAUCCACGGUGUGGACUUUGACUCCAGCUUCAGCAGAAUCACAGCUAUGAGGUCACUGGAGGGCGAGGCGGUACCUCUGAGGAACACCAUCACCAUCUCGAGUGACGUGGAGGUGUGGCUCAGUGAGCUGGCGUCAGAAAUGAAGGCCACGUUGAAGUCCCUGCUGUGUGAAUGUGUGAGUGCAGAGAAGAGAGGAGGAGUCGACCCCAACCGCUAUCCCUCACAGAUCCUGUGUCUGGCCGAACAGAUCCAGUUCACCGAGGACGUGGAGAACGCCAUCCGGCAGCAGAACCUCCACCAGCUGGAGCUGGAGCUCAUGGCCAAGCUGGAGCACUACACCAACACAGACACCAGCACUGAGUCUGGAGAGUCCAGUGUUCUGCAGCUGAAGCUGAAGGCUCUGGUUCUGGAUGUGAUCCACAACCUGUCAGUGGUGCGGGAGCUGCUGGGGGCGCCGGUGAACAGCACUGAUGACUGGCUGUGGAAGAAGCAGCUCCGUUUCUACCUGAACUCGGAGCAGCGCUGCUCCAUUCACAUGGUGGAUGCCAUGUUCGACUACACCUACGAGUACCAGGGUAAUGCGCCAAAGCUGGUUCACACUCCUCUGACUGAUAAGUGCUACCUGACACUGACUCAGGCCAUGAGGAUGGGUUUGGGCGGGAACCCGUACGGCCCUGCCGGAACUGGCAAGACCGAGUCAGUCAAAGCCCUAGGGGGGCUGUUCGGCAGACAGGUGCUGGUGUUCAACUGUGACGAGGGGAUCGAUGUGAAGUCUAUGGGCCGUAUCUUCGUGGGGCUGAUGAAGUGCGGCGCGUGGGGCUGCUUUGACGAGUUCAAUCGUCUGGAGGAAGCCGUGCUGUCUGCCGUCUCCAUGCAGAUCCAGGCCAUCCAGAACUCACUGAAGAACCACACAGCCACCUGCCAGCUCCUGGGCAAAGAGGUGGAGCUGGAUCCGAACUCAGGAGUGUUUAUAACCCUGAACCCGGCGGGGAAGGGUUAUGGAGGGAGGCAGAAGCUGCCGGAUAACCUGAAGCAACUGUUCCGGCCGGUUGCCAUGACGACCCCAGAUAACGAGCUGAUCGCUGAGGUCAUCCUUUACUCGGAGGGGUUUAAGGAGGGGAAAGAGCUCGGACGCAAACUCGUCGCCAUUUUCAACCUGGCCAGAGAGCUGUUGACUCCACAGCAGCACUAUGACUGGGGACUGCGUGCCCUGAAGACCGUUCUGAGAGGAUGUGGGAGUUUACUGCAGCUGCAGAGGAAACAGCAGAACAACCAGAAUCAAAUGGUGAAGGAGAGUGCGUUGGUGGUCCAGGCUCUGAGGUUGAACACCAUGUCCAAGCUGACGUUUGCAGACAGUUCUAGGUUUGACGCUCUGGUCAGAGACGUCUUUCCUGGAGUGGACUUUAAGGAUGUGGAGUAUGAGGCACUAAGCGCUGCCCUGCUGGCCGCAUACGAAGAGGCACGCCUGGAGGUCAUACCCAGCCAGAUGAAGAAGGCUGUGGAGCUGUAUGAGCAGCUGAAGCAGAGGAUGGGUGUGGUGGUGGUGGGGCCGAGCGGGGCGGGGAAGUCGACUCUGUGGAAGCUGCUGAGAGCGGCGCUGAACCGACUCGGCCUGCAGGUGAAGCAGCACACAGUGAACCCCAAAGCCAUGCCUCGCCACCAGCUGCUUGGACACAUCGACAUGGACACGCGCGAGUGGACUGACGGGGUGCUCACUGCCUCCGCCAGACAGGUCGUAAGGGAACCGCAGGAGGUGAGUUCCUGGAUAGUGUGUGAUGGUGAUAUUGAUCCAGAGUGGGUGGAGUCUCUGAAUUCGGUUCUGGACGAUAAUCGGCUGCUGACGAUGCCCAGCGGAGAGCGUAUUCAGUUCGGACCCAACGUCAACUUCCUCUUCGAGACUCACGAUCUGAGCUGUGCCUCACCUGCCACGAUAUCCCGCAUGGGCAUGAUCUUCCUCAGCGAUGAGGACACUGAUGUAGGCUCUCUGCUGAAGGCGUGGCUGAGGAGAGAGGAUGAGCAGAGCAGAGUCAAUCUGGAGAACUGGAUCAAUGAUUACUUCCACCGAGCGCUGGACUGGGUCUUCAAACAGAAUGAUUUUGUGGUGGAGACGAGUCUUGUGGGCACGGUGCUGAAUGGAUUAUCCCAUCUGAGGGAAGUCUGUGAGAGGGGUCAGUUUGUGGUUGGUCUGAUUCGUGGACUGGGAGGAAACCUCCACUUUAAAUCACGCCAGGAGUUCGCUAAGGAGGUCCUGAGCUGGGCGAGAGAGACCCCUCCGGACCCUCGGAAGCCCCUGGAUGUGUAUUAUGACCCCGAUUCCGGCCGGCUGCGUGCGUACGAGCUGCAGCGUGGUGACGGAGUGUGUGUGGAGGACUUCAGUAACCCACACACACUCCCCGUCAUACACACUCCGGACAUGCAGCGCACGCUGGAUAUCUUCACACACUGGCUCCACUCUGGACACACACAGCCCUUCCUGCUGGUGGGACCGGAGGGCUGCGGCAAGGGGAUGCUGCUGCGGUACGCAUUCUCCAGGCUGCGCUCCACCCAGGUGGCCGUGCUGCACUGCAGCUCCCAGACGUCGUCCCUGCAGGUGUUACAGAAGCUCUCCCACACCUGCGUGUGUCUGAGCUCCAGCACAGGACGGGUUUAUCGCCCCAAAGACUCUGAGACGCUCAUCCUGUACCUCAAAGACAUCAACCUGCCCAAACCAGACAAGUGGGGGACCAGCAACCUCAUCACAUUCCUGCAACAGGUGUUGACGUAUCAUGGCUUUUAUGAUGAGAAUCUGGAGUGGGUAGGGUUGGAGAACAUUCAGAUCGUGGCCUCCAUGUCAGCAGGCGGCGCUUUGGGUCGGCACAUGCUCACAUCCCGCUUCACCUCUAUAGUGCGAAUCUGCACCAUCGAUUAUCCUGACAGGGAGCAGCUGCAGACCAUCUACAGUGCCUACCUGUCUCCUGUGCUGCAGAGAACUCUGGAUAGUCACCCUACCUGGAGCUCGGCUGGCAGGGUCCACCAGCUGGCUGGGUCAUUGGUGCAGGUGUAUGAGCAGGUGAAGGCGAAGUUCACUGUGGACGAUCACAGCCACUACCUGUUCACUCCAAGUGUGCUGACUCAGUGGGUGCUCAGCCUGCUCAGAUACGACCUGACUGCAGGUAAGUGUGUUUCUCCUGCAGACUCUGUAUUGGAGGUGAUUGCGUACGAAGCUCGCCGGCUGUUCAGGGACCGACUCGUCUCCAGUAAAGAUUUAAACACGUUCGAUAACAUCCUGAGCUCCGUCAUCAGAGGAGACUGGAGCUCUGACGUGCUGGACAACACGUCAGACACGUUCUUUGUGACCUGGGGUGCAAGUCACGAGGGGCGGAGCCAGAAUCAGCCCCUCCCCCCUAACGGCAAACCUCUUGGCCGCCUCAACACCGUCGAUCUCACUGAGGUCAUCCGCAAGGGUGUGAUUAUGUACGGCCGUGAGAAUCGUGAGCUGGACCUGCUGCUGUUCCCAGAAGUUCUGGACUUUAUGUCCAGAGUGGACCGUGUGCUGGGCAGCCCGGCAGGGUCGCUGCUGCUGGCAGGUCGGAGCGGAGUGGGCCGCCGGACGGCCGUGUGUGUGGUCAGCCACAUGCACGGAGCCACGCUUUACACACCCAAAAUCUCCCGCUCCUACGGCCUCAAACACUUCAGAACUGACCUCAAAACGGUGAUGCAGUUGGCUGGUAUAGAAGGUCAACAGACGGUGUUGCUGUUGGAGGAUUAUCAGUUUGUUCAUCCCUCCUUCCUGGAGAUGGUGAACAGUCUCCUGUCCUCAGGUGAGGUUCCUGGUCUGUACUCUACAGAAGAGCUGGAGCCGUUACUGUCGUCUCUGAAGGACCAGGCAGCUCAGGACGGCUUCACUGGACCCGUCUUCAACUACUUCUCACACCGCGUGCAGCAGAACCUCCAUGUGGUGUUGAUAAUGGACUGCACUAACGAACACUUCACCAUCAACUGUGAGAGCAACCCGGCAAUGUACAGGAAGUGCUCGGUACAGUGGAUGGAGGGAUGGUCUGAGAGCAGCAUGAAGAAGAUCCCUGAGAUGCUCUUGGCUGGAAUGGGGGAUCAGGAGGAGAAGAGCUCAGAGAGAAAGAAGAAGAACAGAUCAGCCUCUGUGCAUGCCGAGCUCUUCCGCUCGUUCCUGAUGAUCCACGAGUCAUGCCGUGAGUUCGGAGCCACACCCAGUCAGUACCUGAGCUUCCUCAGAGUGUACCAGUCCAUCUACAGCGCCAAGCAGCGAGAGCUCACUCAGAGACAGCAGCACCUGCAGGCGGGUGUGGCUAAGCUGAACGAAGCGAAGUCAUUGGUUGAUGAGCUGAAGCGGCGGGCGGCCGAGCAGAGCGUCCUGCUGAAGACCAAACAGGCCGAGGCUGACGCUGCCCUGCAGGAGAUCACGCAGUCCAUGCAGAACGCGAGUGAUCAGAAGACGGAGAUGGAGAAGCUGAAGGGGAAGAUGGCGCAGGAGGUGGCCAAGAUCGAGGAGCGGAAGGAGAAGAUCGAUGAUGAGCUGAAGGAAGUGCAGCCGCUGGUCGACGAGGCAAAGCGUGCGGUGGGGAACAUAAAACCUGAGUCCCUGUCGGAGAUCCGCUCGCUGCGCAUGCCCCCCGACGUCAUCAGAGACAUCCUGGAGGGAGUGCUGAGGCUCAUGGGAAUAUUCGACACCUCCUGGGUCAGCAUGAAGAGUUUUCUGGCAAAGCGCGGAGUGAGAGAGGACAUCGCCACCUUCGACGCCCGGAACAUCACCCACGAGAUCCGGGAGAGCGUGGAGGAGCUCCUGCACCGCAACAAGGCCUCCUUUGACCCCAAGAAUGCGAAGCGUGCCAGUGCGGCUGCCGCUCCGUUAGCUGCAUGGGUGAAGGCUAAUGUCCAGUAUUCUCACGUUCUGGAGAAAAUACAACCACUGGAGGCCGAACAAGCCGGACUGAUAGAAAAUCUGCGUAAGACAGAGAGCCGUAAGAAUAAACUGGAAGCUCAGCUCAACUCUGUUGGGGAAAAAGUUCUGGAGCUGAAAGAGAAGUUUCAGUGUCGUACUACCGAGGCAGCAAAGCUGGAGGCUGAUGUGAGCAGAGCUCAGGAGACCAUCAGCGCCGCGGAGAAGCUCAUCCACCAGCUGGAUGGAGAGCACACGCGCUGGAGCUCACAGGUGGAUGAGAUCAGUGAGGAGUUGGACACUCUCCCUAAACGAGUGCAGCUGGCAGCAGCUUUCAUCACCUACCUGUCUGCUGCACCUGAGGACCAGCGCAGGGCCAAACUGCUCACCUGGAUGGAGAACUCUGGACUACAGAAGUUUGACCUGCGUCACUUCCUGUGUUCUGAGAGUGAGCAGCUGAUCUGGAAGAGUGAAGGGUUGCCGUCUGAUGACCUGUCCAUGGAGAACGCUCUCGUUAUUCUGCAGAUCACUGCACUAAAGACCCGGAGCGUUGCAUGUCCGUUCCUGAUUGACCCCUCCUCUCGAGCCACAGAGUGGUUGCGAACUCACCUGAAGGAGCAUCGGCUAGAAGUCGUCAACCAGCAGGACUCUAACUUUAUCACAGUGUUGGAGUUGGCGGUGCGUUUUGGUAAAACACUGAUAAUUCAGGAGGUUGAUGGAGUUGAGCCGGUGCUCUACCCUCUACUGCGCAGAGACCUGAUCGCCCAGGGUCCUCGCUAUGUGGUGCAGAUCGGAGAUAAAGUCGUUGAUUAUAACGAGGAUUUCCGUCUAUUUCUGGCAACCCGCAACCCCAGCCCCUUCAUCCCCCCUGAUGCUGCUUCCGUGAUAACUGAAGUGAACUUCACCACCACAAGAGCGGGGCUGCGGGGGCAGCUGCUGGCGUUGACCAUCCAGCACGAGAAGCCGGAGCUGGAGAGCGAGAAAACUAAAUUGCUGCAGCAAGAGGAGGAGAAGAAGAUCCAGCUUGCGCUGCUGGAGGAGUCGCUGUUAGAGACUCUGGCCACAGCUCAGGGGAACAUUCUGGAGAAUAAAGAGCUGAUUGAGUCUCUGAACCAGACGAAGGCAAGCAGUGCUCUGAUCCACGACUCUCUCUCAGAGUCUCACAGACUGCAGACAGCCCUCGACCAGGAGAGGGAUGCAUAUCUCCCGUUAGCUGAGAGGGCCAGUAUGAUGUAUUUUGUAAUAACAGAUCUUUCCCGCAUCAAUAACAUGUACCGCUUCAGUCUUGCCUCCUUCCUGCGCAUCUUCCACAGAGCACUGCAGACCAAACAGGAGAGCGAGAGCACUGAGGUCAGGAUCGCCACUCUGGAGGCGUCUCUGAAGAGCAUGGUGUAUGAAUACGUUUGUCGCUCACUCUUUAAGGCAGAUCAGCUCAUGUUCGCGCUGCACUUUGUGAAGGGGAUGCACCCUGAGCUGUUCCAGGAGAGCGAGUGGGAUGCGUUUACUGGACUGAUAGUAGCAGAGAUGGUCAGAAAAGCGGACUCUCAGAGGUCCUUACAGGAACAGAUUCCUUCUUGGGUCGAUCAGGAGAGACUCACAGCUUUGGCUUUACUCAAGACCACGUUUCCGGCGCUGUAUCAGUCUCUGUGUCUGAACGAUGCAGAUCUCUGGCUGUCCUUCUCUCAGAGCUCCACCUGCGAGCAGGAAAUUCCUCCAUCCAUCGCAAAGAAGAUCUCUCUUUUUCAGCAGGUGCUGGUAGUGCAGGCACUGAGACCAGACAGACUCCAGAGUGCCAUGGCAACCUUCGCCUCUCGAGCACUGGGAAUGAAGGAGCUCUCUCCUCCACCUCUGAACCUGCGGCGCGUGUACGGAGAGACGAUGGAGACGGAGCCGGUCCUGUUAAUCAUCUCUCCAGGAGCUGAUCCAUCACAAGAGCUGCUGGAACUUGCCAGCGACACAGUGGGGCGAGAGAACUACCAUGAGGUGGCGAUGGGGCAGGGUCAGGCAGACGUAGCUCUGCAGGUUCUGAGAGAGUGCGUCCGGAACGGAGAGUGGCUCUGUCUGAAGAACCUGCACCUGGUCACUGCAUGGCUCCCCCUGCUGGAGAAGGAGCUAAACAGCAUGCAGCCCAAAGCAGGGUUUAGACUGUGGUUGACUGCGGAGGUCCACUCCAACUUCACACCUAUUCUGCUGCAGUCCAGCCUCAAGAUCACGUAUGAGGCUCCUCCUGGUCUGAAGAAGAACCUGUUGAGAACGUAUGAAUCAUGGAGCACUGAUCAGAUCAGUAAAGGAGGGCAGGUGGCUCGAGCUCAGAGCUUAUUCUGUCUCGCCUGGUUCCACGCUGUGUGUCAGGAGAGACGCAAGUACAUACCGCAGGGUUGGACUAAGUUCUACGAGUUCUCACUAUCUGACCUGCGGGCUGGCUUUGACAUUAUUGACCGACUGUUUGAAGGUGGGAAGGUGUUUCAGUGGGAGGGUGUACAUGGUCUGUUGGAGAACGCAAUCUACGGUGGCCGUGUGGAUAACGUGUGUGAUCUGAGGGUUCUGCGCUCAUACCUGCAGCAGUUCUUCAGUACACACACACUCACACACUCACGCAGCAGGAGAACACACACAUUCCCCGCUCAGAUCACCCUGCCCAGCUCCUGCAGCACAGCCGAUUACCGCAGUGUGGUGGAGAACCUUCCAGAAGACGACAGGCCCAGCUUCUUCGGACUGCCCACCAACAUUGAGCGCUCGGCCCAGAGAAUCACCAGCACACAGGUGAUCUCUCAGCUGAGAAUCCUGAGCAGGCCGGUGGCCGCAGGCUCAAAGUUUGACCGAGAGGUUUGGUCCAGCGGCCUUUCACCUGUCCUCAACCUGUGGAAGAGACUCAACCAGGGUUCCACUCUGAUCCAGCAGAAAGUUUCUCCUCCCACUGAAGCCGUCGGUUCGCCUGUGCUGUCGUUCGUCCAGCUGGAGCAGUUUAAUGCUAUCCGCUUGGUCCAGAGCAUCCACCAAUCGCUGGCUUCGCUCAGUAAAGUGAUCCGGGGCACCUGCCUGCUCACAGCCGACGUCCACAAACUGGCCACUGCCCUGCUAAACCAGGAGUGUCCUCUGACUUGGCAGAGUAAGUGGGAGGGUCCAGAAGAUCCGAUGCAGUAUCUCAGAGCUGUAGUGGCCAGAGCUCUCGCUGUGCAGAGCUGGAUGGAGAGAGUAGAGAAGAACACACUGCUGAGUGACAUUCUGGAUCUUUCUGAACUUUUCCAUCCGGAUACCUUCCUCAACGCCCUCAGACAGGAGACCGCCAGGUGUAUGGGCUGCUCUAUGGACAGUCUGAAGUUUGUGGCAUCGUGGAAGAGUCAGAUAGCUGGAGCCAAACUACAAGUGAAGGUUGGGGGGCUACAGUUGGAGGGCUGUAUGUUUGAUGGAAACCGUCUGAGUGAGAACCAGCACGAUUCUCCCAGUGUGUCUGCCGUACCUGCAUGCUACAUGGCCUGGAUUCCACAGAGUGUUUCAGGUAGUUAUUCCCCGGAGGAGUGUGUGUGGUUGCCAGUUUAUACGAGUGCGGAGAGAGUGCGUGUGGUCACUAAUGUCCAGCUGCCCUGCGGAGGAAAUCAGGACCAGUGGAUCCAGUGUGGCGCUGCACUGUUCCUCAAACAGCAGUAACACAUAGUCCAUGUGAGUUAAAUUAUAAUGUUGUACAAAAUGAGUAAAUCUGUUUAAAUAUUUAAAAUGUCUUUAUAAAUUUGUCACCAAAGGCUGUAUUUUACUAAUUGGUUUAUGAGCUUUGUAUUUAAGAAUGUUGUGCUGGUAAAAUUCUUCCACUCCUGGGAAAUAAUACACCAAAUAAAUAA